GUUGCCUGGUUCACAAACUUCUUGUUGAUGUUGAAGUAGCGUAAGGUAACGUAAAAAACAAACAAAGAAAAAUGUCCACAGUUUAAGGAAACAAUCAAGACAGCUCUGAGGAAGGGGUAAACUCGAAAGCGAUAGCUUGGAAUCCAGAAAAGUGACCAACUCUCAAGAAGAAACAUGAAUUUAAAUUCUUUUGUGGUUGUUCCCAACAAACUCAAUUCAAUGAAGCUGAAACGCAGGAAUCUGCCAGAGGUGCAUCUGGAUGCUGUGCAGCUGGACCAAGAGAGCAGAGUCAUUGAGAGCCGUCUACAGCAGCUACGAGAAGACAUGAGCCAAGAGAAAGAGGAGAGAGAAAAGUCAGGUGGGUAUCGCUGGAAGUCGGUGAAAGCCACUUCUCAUGGUGUGACCAAGACCAAGGAGAACAGUUUUCAGAAGCUGUCAGCGGGGAAGGUGAAGAUGAGAGUCCUUAAAGGGGAGCCAGAAGAGCUGGGCAGGCCCACGGGGAAGGUGCCACGCCCGCCUCCGGGGGAGCAGGGGGCCAGCAGGAAGCCCAGGCUGAGGGGGAAGCCCUGCGGUCAGUGUGAGGCGCGGGCAGCCAGGCUGAUGUGCGCGGAAUGCGGAGAGGACUACUGCGUAGGCUGCUUUGCCAGGUUCCACCAGAAGGGGGCACUGAAGAAUCACAGAAUGCUCCCCAUCCAGAUGGAGAUCCAGACCUCCAUCAGCGCAUUGGAUGUUGUGAGCCAGUUUAAGAGACAAAUUGAGCCUGAAGGGUCAGCUGUGAACAGCAAGAGGAAGGACGCAAAAUGGAGCCAGGGGGCGCUACCGAGCAAGCCUGCGCCUACGACUCUUCCACACACACAACAUUUCCUCAGGAAGACAGACAGUGUGAAAGAAGAGGAGGAAGAGGAGGAAGAGGAGAGCCGGAGCGCAGAGACCCUGCUGCGGGGGGAGUUUGAUGAGAAGGAGUCAGAGAGGUCCUUCCAGGAGGCUCUGAGGGAGUGGAGACAGAAGAGUGCGGGCUCCGAGCGGGAGGAGGAGUCAGAGCAGGAGGCGGAGUCAGAGCAGGAAGCGGAGGCGGAGCCACAGGAGUUGUGGGGGCUGUCUAAAAGCCUGAAAGUGCCCACAGGGGUUUUCGCUGCACAGGCAGACCUGGUCCAGAAGGUGGAGUUUGAGGUAGAGUUCAGGGACCAUGGCCUGAGUUACAUGGAGAAGCUGCUGGUGAAGAAACACAGAAGGACGCCCAUUGAAGAGUAUCGACCGCUCCCAUCCGACAGCCCGUAUGAGGAAUCUCCCAUGGAUACCGGCCGUUUGACAGACGAGGAAGGCCUGACAGCCGACGAGAGGGAGAUGCGGAGGUAUUGUGCGUCACUCUUCGCCCCAGACCCCACCCCCUCCACCUCCACCUGCAGUCCAUCCACCAGCAGCAAUCAGCAAGACCCAGCCGAAUCACCUCUCAGCAUGCUGGAGUUAGAGCAGAUGGCUGGGGACUCAGCUGUACUGAAAAGCACCUUUACAGCUGAACUGGAAACAAACAGCGGGAUGAUGGCUGAGGCUGAAGGAGUGCCUGUGGAACCAGGACGCCAGGAGGCCGAGAGAAACAAAGAGCCAGGCCACCCUUACGUCCCCACUACUCCUCCAAUGAGGAGCCCCACAACCUACAACCAAUCACCCAGACCCCCAGGGCCCACUCCUUCCCCCCAGAAACACAGGUCCCAUUUGACACUGUCACCUCCAACCCCCUCUCCACCAUCCCCCCACUCCUCCACAUCCCGAUCUGCCAGGGCAAUGACUAGCUCACUAAAAACCAAGCCGACUUUGAGGACGGCAUCCUGGUCUGCCCAGUGUAAGGGACGCCCUCAGUCAGCCGCAGCCUCAAGGCAGUCAUCACCAUGCCCCCUGUCCUCCAGGCCCAAAUCAAGUGGGCCUUCAGUACCAAACCCCCUGCCUUCCAGAUUCAAAUUAACUGGGACAUCACUACCUGAAUGGACCUCCAGGGCAAGAACAACUUUAUCAUCACCAUCCACGCCCCUGUCGUCCAGGUCCACAGACUCAUCACCACCAACACCCCUGUCCUUCAGGUCCAUGUCAUCUGGGUCAGUCACCCCAACUCUGUCAUCGAGGGAUGAUGCAGACGAGUCACCACCACCUGAUUUCACCUCCAGAUCCAAAAUGGCUGCAUCGCCACCAUCAACAGCCCGGUCCUCAAGCUCCAUAUCGACUGGGUCAUCAACAACAACUCCUCUUUCCUCUAGAGACAAAACCGCUGAAUCACCACCACCUGAUUUCACCUCCAGAUCCAAAAUGGCUGCAUCGCCAACAUCGACAGCCCGGUCCUCAAGCUCCAUAUCGACUGGGUCAUCAACACCGACUCCUCCUUCCUCUCGUGACGGGGCUGAGUCGCCAUCACCUGAUUUCACUUUCAGAUCCAAGGCAACUGCAACGCCGCCAGCAACAGCUCGCUCCUCCAGUUCUAAAUCAGAUGGGCCAUCGCUACUACGGGACGCAUCAUCCGAGCUGCCACCACCAGAACUGAAUUUCAGGGAUAAAUCAUGCUAUUCACCAACACUUGAAUUGACUUCCAGGGACAAAUCGGCUGUAUCGCCAUUACCUCUACAGACUUUGAAGUCCAAAUCAACUGGGUCUUAUCCGCCAACCCCUCGGUCGUCUAGCGACAAAUCACCACGUCCACCCGAACUGGAUUUCAGAGAUAUUGCAACCGGGUCGGCCCUACCCAAACUGAAUUUUAAAGAGAAUUCACCCGGGUCACCCACAUAUGAACUGAGCAUCAGGGGUAAAUCACCUGGAUCAACCUUAGAUGAACAGGAUUUCAGGCAUGAAUCACCCAGGUCAACCCAACCUGAACUGAGUUUCAGGGGUAAAUCACCCAGGUCCUCUCAACCUGAACUGAGUUUCAGGGGUAAAUCACCUAGGUCACCCCAACCUGAACUGAGUUUCAGGGGUAAAUCACCCAGGUCACCCCAACCUGAACUGAGUUUCAGGGGUAAAUCACCCAGGUCACCUCAACCUGAACUGAGUUUCAGGGGUAAAUCACCCGAGUUACCACCACCUGAAUUGGCCUCCAAGUACAAAUCAACUGAGUCUUCACCACCAACCCCCCUAUCCACUAGGUCUGGGUCAACUAAGCCACCACAAGUUGAACUGCCCUCAGAGUCCCAACCUGAACCCCACACAUCCCCACAGGUCUUGUUAUCGGUUAGGCUGCCUCAAUCUGCCUCCUGGUCUGAGCCUGCUCAGUCUAUCCCAUCUGAAUCGCCUGAGCCCCCACCGCUCUUGAAGGCAGCGGCAGCCAAUCGUCCGAGUCCGACCCUGUCAUCUGCACCACAGCCCAGGAGAGAUUCAGGGCACAUCGCUUCCAGCAGUGAGACGUGGAGCCGCGGCCCGGAGCUUUCGGCCCCUCAGGGGGAGGAGGAUGAGGAGAUGAGGGCCAGAGCUGCUUUGUGGGAGCCAGGCCGUGGAGAGCAGAGGGGCCAGGGUCCUCAAGCCCCCAAAGAUCCUUCUGGGUCAGACCCGGACGCCUCUUCGGGCAGCGGCUUGGAUCCGGAGCUGAACAUCGGGAUGUGCGACCAGCCUGUCUUUUUCCCUGACCCAUCCCUGGUGCUGCACAGCCUAGCCUUUCGUCCGAUGCGGUACACAGGCCUGGAUGGAUUCCUGACCCUGGGCAUGGACCCAGAGCCUGGCUCUGCUCCUCCCAGCCCCAACUCUGAACACAAAUCCCAGGAGGGCCAGGACCCAGUGGAGCGCCUCUUCGGAGGGCUGGAGUCCUGGAGGCCCGGCAGCAGCCUGCGUGACUGCGCGGACCAACAGCUGGUCCACAGCGUGAUGAGCGACCCGCCGGUCAACGUCUCCCCCCGCGCGGCCACGCCUAGCCAGGCUGCGUCUCCCCUGCAGAGGACCGGCUUCUUAGGGUCUACUGAAGGCCGGCCGUGGUCGGUGAGGAGUGGCCCCAGGGCCCGACCGGUCAGCGCAGGCGUGAGCGCCCAGCCCGGCCCCAGGCCCAGCUCCAGGUCCAGGCCGCAGUCCAGCCCCUGGCCCAGGCCCCUGUCCCAGGCGGCCAGGGAGAUCCUGGAGAUCGAGAGCGUGGGCAGGAUGGAGAGAGAGGACCCUCUCCUGGAGGAGGAGGCGGACUGCAUGGCCCUGGCCAACCUGGAGGAGGAGUUCAGACUGAUGAGCAGGAUAGGUCUCCCGUGCUCCUCUGACCCAGGGGCCCCAUCUCCGCCUCCCCCGCCGGCAGCCGUGGAGGCUCGUCACCGGAGGCCCUCCGCUAAGCGGAGGGGGUCCGGCGAAGGUCACUCGGACAAUGAGGAGGAGGUCCUCAGGGACAAGCAGAACGUGGCGUCUCUCCCCUGACCUGCACGCGGGACAGCCGGGCGCUACGAGGUCCCUGCUGCCGCUGCUGUUUCCUAACAUCGUUUUUUUCUCUCCUGUGCUCCAACUCGAUUUCCUCUCAGAAAAAGAAGAAAAGGACUUCACGAGCGGCCUUUUUUAAUGCGUCAAAAGCGGAGUGAGGUAACGCUGAAGGUAGCUUUAGCGGGGUCAGACACGAGCGGUUGAGGUGACGACAGACUCCGCUGCAGAUUAGAGAUGUUUCAGGUAUCGCCAUCUGAGAGGCGGUGAUAAGGUGACAUUUCAAGAAGCAGUGAAGAUUACGACAGAUGGAAUUUUAGUCAUUAUAUAUGUGUGUGCGGUGUGUAAGCAUAAUUUCCGUACUGAUUUCCUGAACAAGCAAC
Molecule: messenger RNA, 4745 nt
Organism: Conger conger (European conger)
Lineage: Eukaryota; Metazoa; Chordata; Actinopteri; Anguilliformes; Congridae
Gene: zbbx
Product: zinc finger, B-box domain containing
Exons: 20
Coding region: 175-4365 (1396 amino acids)
Biological process (GO): cilium movement
Cellular component (GO): motile cilium
Molecular function (GO): zinc ion binding
Source: RefSeq, a predicted model, not a curated record